This is a messenger RNA of Sorghum bicolor (sorghum), 1175 nucleotides long. Its product is annotated as DAG protein, chloroplastic. NCBI's taxonomy places the organism in Eukaryota, Viridiplantae, Streptophyta, Magnoliopsida, Poales, Poaceae. The coding region runs from base 64 to 741 and encodes 225 amino acids. Gene Ontology annotation, biological process: cytidine to uridine editing; chloroplast RNA modification. Gene Ontology annotation, cellular component: chloroplast. The record is from RefSeq and is a predicted model, not a curated record. The transcript is spliced from 5 exons.
UCGCCCUCUCUGUCUUCCGCUCUCACCUUAUCCCCUUGCGGCAAAAACCUCCGCGCGCUCCCCAUGGCCGCCUCCCUCCCGACCACCGCCGCGGCGGCGCGCCUCGCGGCGCAGGCCUUCGCGUUCCCGUCGCUCAAGCCUCCCUCUGCCUCCGCCUUCUCCGCCCUCCCGCGUGCCGCCGCCUUCCCCUCAUUCGCCGUCGCGGCGGCGGCGCCCCCGCGCCCGCGCCCCGCGAGGCCGACGGCGGCCCGGGCCGCGGGCGACGAGAGGGAGACGAUACUGCUCCCCGGGUGCGACUACAACCACUGGCUGAUCGUCAUGGAGUUUCCCAAGGACCCCGCGCCCACACGCGAGCAGAUGAUCGAUACCUACCUCAACACCCUCGCCACCGUCCUCGGCAGCAUGGAGGAAGCCAAGAAGAACAUGUAUGCCUUCAGCACAACCACCUACACUGGGUUCCAGUGCACUGUCGACGAGGAGACAUCAGAGAAGUUCAAGGGUUUGCCCGGUGUUCUGUGGGUGCUUCCUGAUUCCUACAUUGAUGUGAAAAACAAGGACUAUGGGGGUGACAAGUACAUCAACGGUGAGAUAAUUCCCUGCACGUACCCAACCUACCAACCAAAGGAGCGGAGAACAUCCAAGUAUGAGAGUAGACGGUAUGAGAGGCGAAGAGAUGGCCCCCCAGCAGCCAGCAGGAAACCAAGGCAACAGGCUCCUCAGACUGAGUCAGCAUCUUCAUAAUGAGUUUUGCAGGCAUUUAUCCACAUACUUACUAAAACAAAAGAGCACGCCUAAUUCUGUCACUUUGGCACUUUAGCACCACACAUACAGGCAGGACAGGCAGAUCCAUCAUCAUCAUCAGCCCAAAAUGUCACGCGGUACUGUCCAAGCAGCCUGGGCAGCUUGUAUUGUAUCUGGAUCACGUGGUUGUGUGUGCUGAUAUUUUGAGCUAGGUGUGACAGAAACUGAAAACCCUACUAUUCUUCCGACUCCUAGUGAAAUGUGUGAUGCCGACUGGUCUAGCUGUAUUGCUGAUUGUGUGAAAUGUGUGGCUUUUCCCUCAGGGCAUGUUUAGUCUGAAUGAAGUUGGCAUUUAGCCAUGGGAUCAAACUCAGCAUUGUUAUGUUCCAUAUUGGAUCGCUGAAUUAAGUGAGAUUUGCAGGUCCUUUGAAUCU